AUGACUAUUUCCAUCCUUCUGAUCCUGGUUCAUAAGACUCCAGGUGGCCUGUUCAGAUCCUACUAUGGCAAGAGCCAGGAACCUUGGAAUCCAUGCCAGCUUUACCAUGGCAUGUGCAGAAACGCCUGCAGAAAAUAUGAAGUUCAAUACUUAACCUGCCCCAAUGGUCAAAAGUGCUGCCUUAAAUUUUCUGUGAAAAUAGCUAUUUCUAACCACGGGAAGGAGGAUUCCAACUCUGACUUCAACUUGUCAGUUACAAACACUUAA
Rhinolophus ferrumequinum (greater horseshoe bat) is the source of this 267-nucleotide messenger RNA. It is a transcript of the gene DEFB116, whose product is annotated as defensin beta 116. Gene Ontology annotation, biological process: innate immune response. The record is from RefSeq and is a predicted model, not a curated record. NCBI's taxonomy places the organism in Eukaryota, Metazoa, Chordata, Mammalia, Chiroptera, Rhinolophidae. The transcript has 2 exons. Gene Ontology annotation, cellular component: extracellular region. Bases 1 to 267 code for a protein of 88 amino acids.